Eutrema salsugineum is the source of this 1222-nucleotide messenger RNA. Its product is annotated as peroxidase 23. The transcript is spliced from 4 exons. Gene Ontology annotation, biological process: response to oxidative stress; hydrogen peroxide catabolic process. NCBI's taxonomy places the organism in Eukaryota, Viridiplantae, Streptophyta, Magnoliopsida, Brassicales, Brassicaceae. The record is from RefSeq and is a predicted model, not a curated record. Gene Ontology annotation, molecular function: heme binding; peroxidase activity. Bases 60 to 1112 code for a protein of 350 amino acids.
CACCAUCAUCCACACUCAUAAAUCGAAAUCAUCGUUUGUCUUCCUCCUGAAAAAGAAUAAUGGGGUUUUCUUCUUCGUUUUCUUGCAGUGUUAUGGGAGCCCUAAUAUUGGGUUGCCUUCUCCUUCAAGCAUCAAACUCUAAUGCUCAGUUGAGGCCUGAUUUCUACUUCGGAACAUGCCCGCGUGUUUUCGAUAUCAUUGGGAAUAUCAUCGUUGAUGAAUUGGCCUCCGAUCCUCGUAUUGCCGCUAGCCUCCUUCGCAUGCACUUCCAUGACUGUUUUGUUAAUGGUUGUGACGCAUCGAUCCUGCUCGACAAUUCCACAUCGUUCCGGACCGAGAAAGAUGCUGCUCCAAACGCAAAUUCGGUUAGAGGGUUUGAUGUGAUAGAUAGAAUGAAAGCCGAGAUCGAGAGAGCUUGCCCAAGAACAGUGUCUUGUGCAGAUGUUCUCACCAUUGCUUCUCAAAUAUCAGUGCUUUUGUCGGGAGGUCCAUGGUGGCCAGUUCCGUUGGGGAGGAGAGACAGCGUACAAGCUUUCUUUGAUCUGGCUAAUACGAAUCUUCCCUCUCCAUUCUCCACUCUUGCUCAACUCAAAGCAAGUUUUGCUGCCGUUGGCCUUAACCGCGCCUCGGAUCUAGUUGCUCUUUCUGGUGGUCACACGUUUGGAAGAGCACAAUGUCAAUUUGUGACACCUCGUCUCUACAACUUCAACAACACCAACAGACCAGACCCGAGUCUUAACCCAACUUACCUCGCCCAACUCCGUGCAUUGUGCCCUCAAAACGGAAACGGCACCGUUCUGGUCAACUUCGACCCCGUGACUCCUGAUUUUUUCGAUAGGCAGUACUACACCAAUCUACUUAAUGGGAGAGGUCUGAUUCAGAGUGAUCAAGUACUGUCCUCGACUCCAGGAGCAGACACGAUUCCACUUGUGCAACAAUACAGCAGCAACACGUUUGUCUUCUUCCGAGCAUUCGUUGAUGCAAUGAUCAGGAUGGGAAAUCUUGCCCCUUCGUCUGGAAAUACCGAGAUAAGACUAAAUUGUAGGGUUGUGAAUUCGAGAAGAAUUAGGAGUGUGGACAAUGAGGAUGAUGGUGUUGUGAGUUCCAUUUGAUUAUGUCGAGGAUAUCAUAUGGAUAUAUCAUAUAUGUAAGAAAGUAUAAAAUGCGUGUGGAACAGUAUAUGUAUCUCGACUAAAUAAAUGUUCUCACGAGUUAUGAUAUA